Henningerozyma blattae CBS 6284 is the source of this 432-nucleotide messenger RNA. RefSeq lists its product as uncharacterized. The transcript has a single exon. The record is from RefSeq and is a predicted model, not a curated record. Bases 1 to 432 code for a protein of 143 amino acids. NCBI's taxonomy places the organism in Eukaryota, Fungi, Ascomycota, Saccharomycetes, Saccharomycetales, Saccharomycetaceae.
AUGGUCUCCCAAUUUAGGAAAAACUAUAUUACAACACUUUUACUUUUUACCACACUAUCUCUAUAUUUGUUAUUAACUACUAAUGAAUUCGUUAAAUCUAUUACUCAGAACCAUGAUAAGAUAGCCCAUGUGAUUGUCUUUACCAUUGAAGCUUUCUUAUUGGUCAAAACUCUAAGGUACAAGUAUUUAAGAAUAGAACCCACAACUCGAAUAAUUCAACAACGAUUCUUGGCAUAUAAUGAUUUAGAAUUGGUUAUUAAAUUGAAUAAAUAUUAUGUGAUUUCAAUUAUAUGUUUUGUCGUUACCAUCUUUAGUGAAUUCAUUCAAGAUUAUUUAACUGGUGGGAAACGUAAAUUCGAUACCAAAGAUAUAUUGGCUAAUUUGGUGGGCUCUGUUAUAGGAAUAUCUUUGGGUUAUUUCCAUGAAAAUUGA